This is a messenger RNA of Monoraphidium neglectum, 489 nucleotides long. Its product is annotated as putative translation initiation factor eIF-2B subunit epsilon. NCBI's taxonomy places the organism in Eukaryota, Viridiplantae, Chlorophyta, Chlorophyceae, Sphaeropleales, Selenastraceae. Gene Ontology annotation, cellular component: eukaryotic translation initiation factor 2B complex. Bases 1 to 489 code for a protein of 162 amino acids. Gene Ontology annotation, molecular function: translation initiation factor binding; translation initiation factor activity; guanyl-nucleotide exchange factor activity. The transcript is spliced from 4 exons. The record is from RefSeq and is a predicted model, not a curated record. Gene Ontology annotation, biological process: biosynthetic process.
AUGGCGCCCAAAGAAAAGCUGGAGCCGACCAAGCAGCCCCUGACGGCCGUGCUGCUGGCGGACAGCUUCACACAGAGGUUCCGCCCGAUUACGGUGGAGCGGCCCAAGGUGCUGCUGCCGCUGGUCAAUGCGCCGCUGAUCGAGUACACCCUGGAGUGGCUGGCCCUCAACAAGGUCGAGGAGAUCUACGUGUUCUGCUGCGCCCACGCGGACCAGAUCAAGAAGUACCUGGCAGACUCGAAAUGGCUCAAGCAGCGCUCACCCCGCAUCAUCACGGUCGUCUCCCGCAACUGCCUGUCAGUGGGUGAGGCCCUGCGCGCCCUGGACCAGAAGGACCUCAUCAAGGGGGACUUCAUCCUAGUCAGCGGGGACACCGUGGCCAACGUAGACCUGGCGCCGGCGCUGGCGGCCCACAGGGCGCGGCGGGAGAAGGACAAGAACGCCAUCAUGACCAUGGUGCGGUGGGGGGCUGUGGGUGUGUUUGUGUGA